Messenger RNA from Humulus lupulus (European hop), 1782 nucleotides. Its product is annotated as growth-regulating factor 5-like. Gene Ontology annotation, cellular component: nucleus. The record is from RefSeq and is a predicted model, not a curated record. The coding region runs from base 444 to 1481 and encodes 345 amino acids. The transcript has 4 exons. Gene Ontology annotation, biological process: developmental process; DNA-templated transcription; regulation of DNA-templated transcription. NCBI's taxonomy places the organism in Eukaryota, Viridiplantae, Streptophyta, Magnoliopsida, Rosales, Cannabaceae. Gene Ontology annotation, molecular function: ATP binding.
UUUCCACAUUUGUUUAUGAAUUUUCGUAAAAAUUUCAGAGACAAAGGCAGCAACACAGGCCUCUGCAGAAAAGAAGCAGUAGCAUCAGAGAUGCAGUCAUAAUAAGAGCAGAACUCAGAAGAAGAGAGAGAAAGAGAGUGAGCGAGUGAGUGAGUGAGAGGAAGAGAGAGGUUGUGGCAGCGGUGUCAUCAGGGCUAUAAGUUUUAUUUAUUGACAGAAGAAUCUGCAACCAUCUGUUUUUGCAAAAAUACCCCUCAAAAACAAAACAAUGAGCCAAAACAAGAACAAAGCCGCUUACUCUUUGUCUCAGAGAUAUUUAUAAAGCUCAUCUUCCAUCUUUGUUCUUACUUUUCCCCUUCUUCUUUUUUUUUGUUUUCUUUUUUCUUUUUUUCUUUUUGAAUAUUAGUUUAGUUGCCUUUCCUUCUUUUUCCACACUUCAGAAAAUGAUAAGUCCAAACUCAAGUGCAGCACGAAAUAGGUCUCCUUUCACAGCAACACAGUGGCAAGAGCUUGAACACCAAGCUCUUAUCUUCAAGUACAUGGUUUCAGGAGUGCCCAUUCCAUCUGAUCUCAUAUACUCAGUUAAAAGAAGCUUGGACUCCUCAUUCUCUUCAAGACUUUUCUCCCAGCAUCCUACUGGAUGGGGAUGUUUUGAAAUGGGUUUUGGCCGAAAAGUAGACCCGGAGCCCGGAAGGUGCAGAAGAACAGAUGGAAAAAAAUGGAGAUGCUCAAAAGAAGCAUACCCAGACUCCAAAUACUGUGAAAGACAUAUGCAUAGAGGCAGAAAUCGUUCAAGAAAGCCUGUGGAAGUUUCUUCAAAUACUACAACCAUAUUAACAUCAUCAACAACUGCUAUGCCAACCCCAUCUCCGGCCAUUUCAUCUGUCAACCGAAAUCUUCCCGGAACUGGUCCCACUAUCUCUUCCUACUCUCAACUUUCUUCGUCAUCAAUAAUGUCUGAACCCCUUUCCGGCCAUAACCCCUCAGCUUAUCCCUUUGUGUACUCUCAUUCCUCUUCUUCUAGACCUCCCGACUAUGGCUUGUCACCACAGAACAAUACUAGCUCUCCUUACUUCUGCCUGAAACCGGAGCCUGAUAAAGAAUACAGGUAUUUUCAAGGUACGAAGGAAAGCAUGGACGAGCUAGCUUUCUUUCCUGAAUCAUCAGGGAAUGCAAGAAACUUUCCUGACUCAUGUCAUUCCCUAAUGAAUUCUUAUAGAGGCUACUCUCAACACCAGUUCCAAGGCCUUACAGACGAGUCCAAAGAUGCCAUAAAGCAAUCAGCUGAUCAGGACCAGCAGCAUUGUUUCAUAUUGGGAACUGAUUUCAAAUCAGAAAGGGCAACAAAUAAAACUGGGAAAGAAUCAGAAACCCAAAAGCCACUCCACCACUUCUUUGGGGAAUGGCCACCAAAGAACACAGCUGCAGCAGACUCCUGGCUAGACCUUGCAUCAAAUUCUAGAGUACCUAAUGAUGGUUAAAAGUCUCAAAGUCUCAAUAAUGGCUUUUCUCGAUCAAAGGCCAAAAGAGUACUUGGCCUUGGCCCCCCCGCGUGGGUCAGUAUACUUUUUCCAUGUUUGAAAUUGUGGCUAGGGAGGCGUUCUUAGGAUUUUGAUUGAAUAAUGUAGGGCCACCGGAGGAUCCUGUCCUUCUUGCUAUUAUAUACUUAAUAUCUUCAUCCCUCGUAAGAAACAUGUCUGAUAUUUUGAGACUUGCUUGUUUGACCGGAGACAUAAUAUUCUAUGGACUAUUUGCUUCGGGGGCCUCUAGGCUCUAUCUAAA